AUGGAGGUCAGGGUCGACGCCGUGGCCGUGGGGGGGCAGUCCAUCCCACAGGACAAGGACGUGUUCCUGGCGCUGCGCGUGGGGGACGUGCAGAAGCAGACCAGGCUGUCCAGCUCCAGGGCGUACCGCUUUCCGGAGCCCAAGUGCCAGGACGGCAAGCUGUACGGCAGGGUGGAGAUCCUGAAGCGGGUGGGGCACGCCAGCAUCUCGCUGGACCUGGGCGGCGACGCCCAGGAUGUCGUCGUGAGCUGCAGCGACCUGGAGAUGCCCCAGCUGGCCUUCAAGGUCGAGGCCGUCGUCAGCCAGGCCUCCGAGGAGCAGGCGAAGGCCACCCGGGUGGAGCGCAAGCUGGAGCGGAAGAACUCCGCGGCCCGCUACAUCGUCGAGCACAACCUGGAGGAGCUCCUGGCCACGAGCCUGCGCGAGGUGGUGCGGCAGCGGCCCGCGAACCCGCGCGAGUACAUCUCCGGGCAGAUCCUGCGCAGCAGCUCCACGCCGGCCCUGGCGCCCCUGCCGCCCGUGGCCACGCGGCCCGAGGCGCCCGCGGAGCCGUGCCCGAUACUCCCCGAGGUGCCAGCCGCGGAGCUGCAGCGGCCCCGCUCGGCCCUGAAGCGGCCGGGCUCUGCCGCCAGCGGCUCGCGGGUGCGCCUGGAGCCGCUCCCCCUGCAGGGAGCGCAGGCGCCGCAGCAGAGCGCCGAGGCGGAAACUCCGCAGGCGCAGGGGCCGGUCGACAGCCCCUCCAGCCUCCCAGGCUUCAGCAUGCAGGACAUCGACGACUCCAUGCUGAAGCAGCACACGGACCACUUCAAGGAGGAGAGGGGGAACGCGACGGAGGUGGCCGAGCUCUUGGACUUGAAGGCGAGGGGCAAGGCCGCACUCGCGGCGGCGCUCCCGCAGGAGGAGCCAGACACCCCCCCCGCUGAUCAGGCCCCCACGGAAGAGGCUGCCCCCGCUGCUGCCGUGUUCGAGGCUGUCGCCGCACCUGUGCCCGCCGAGGAGGCUGCCACAGCCCCCACAGAAGGGGCUGCCCCCGCUGCCGCCGCCGUGGAGGCGGCUGCCACAGCCCCCACAGAGGAGGCUGCCCCCGCUGCCGCCGCCGUGGAGGCCGUCGUGACUCGUUGCGAAGAGGCCGCCCCGGCGCCGGUCGAGGAGGCUGCCACAGCCCCCACAGAAGAGGUUGCCCCCGCUGCCGCCGCCGUGGAUGCCGUCGCCGUCCUGGCGCCUGUCGAGGAGGCUGCCGCAGCCCCCACUGAAGAGGCUGCCACCGCUGCCGCCGCCGUGGAGGCCGUCGCGACCCCGUGCGAAGAGGCCGCCCUGGCGCCCGCCGAGGAGGCUGCCGCAGCCCCCACAGAGGAGGCUGCCCCCGCUGCCGUCGCCGUGGAGGCCGUCGCGACCCCGUGCGAAGAGUCCUCCCCGGCGCCGGUCGAGGAGGCUGCCACAGCCCCCACAGAAGAGGUUGCCCCCGCUGCCGCCGCCGUGGAGGCCGUCGCCGCCCCGGCGCCCGCCGAGGAGGCUGCCGCAGCCCCCACAGAGGAGGCUGCCACCUCUGCCGCCGCCGUGGAGGCCGUCGCGACCCCGUGCGAAGAGGCCGCCCCGGUGCCCGCCGAGGAGACUGCCGCAGCCCCCACAGAGGAGGUUGCCCCCGCUGCCGUCGCCGUGGAGGCCGUCGCGACCCCGUGCGAAGAGUCCUCCCCGGCGCCAGUCGAGGAGGCUGCCGCAGCCCCCACAGAAGAGGCUGCCCCCGCUGCCGCCGCCGUGGAUGCCGUCGCCGCCCCGGCGCCCGCCGAGGAGGCUGCCGCAGCCCCCUUAGAAGAGGCUGCCCCCGCUGCCGCCGCCGUGGAGGACGUCGCGACUCGUUGCGAAGAGGCCGCCCCAGCUCCCGCCGAGGAGGCUGCCUGUGCUUGCAGCGGGGCGCCAGCCCUCCCUGCCAGUGAGGAAGCCGCCCCGACUGGUGCCGCAGAGCCAAGCGCUGCCGCAGAGGCAGCGACUGAGUUGGCCGCCCCAGCUGCCACCGACGAGGCUGCACCUGCCAAGCCAGCGCAGGCAGGGCCGGAGCUCGAGGUCGAGCUGCCCGAGGGCCAGAGCGCCGAGGUUCUCUCGUGGACGCUCGAGGAGGCGCUGAAGAGCGGGCUGGUGACGUGGGCAACCUCGGCGGAAUAG
Prorocentrum cordatum is the source of this 2160-nucleotide messenger RNA. The record is from the annotation of a GenBank genome assembly. Lineage: Eukaryota; Dinophyceae; Prorocentrales; Prorocentraceae.